This is a messenger RNA of Theobroma cacao (cacao), 1517 nucleotides long. It is a transcript of the gene IPT5, whose product is annotated as isopentenyltransferase 5. The record is from RefSeq and is a predicted model, not a curated record. Gene Ontology annotation, molecular function: tRNA dimethylallyltransferase activity. Gene Ontology annotation, cellular component: mitochondrion. NCBI's taxonomy places the organism in Eukaryota, Viridiplantae, Streptophyta, Magnoliopsida, Malvales, Malvaceae. Gene Ontology annotation, biological process: tRNA modification; cytokinin biosynthetic process.
CUCCUCCUUGUCAUAAUCAUUCGUUCUCAAACCCCUCAAAAGAUUCAAUAUUUCCUUCAUACAAGUGCUCUCCCUCUUUUUUUAUUACAAAUAUUUUUUUUCUAGUGUAUAUAGAUAUAGCAGCAGAUAAAUGUUUCAACAUACACCCUUUUGUGGUGCUCAGAACAGGAACACGGAACUGUUCCUUUUGCAUAUAGCCCUUCCCUUCGUUUCUUCCCACUACUAGCUUAUUCAUUUCACAUCCAUCAUCAACAUUUCAACCCUGCUUCAGCAACAGUUUACACGUUCUCUUUUGCCCUUUCCCUUUUCCUCUGCAGAUUUCUCUCUUUCUUUUUUUUUUUUGGUUUCUAACAUAGGCAGCUUGUAAAGGCCACUUUCUUCUACAGGUCGCCGCAUAUUUGACAAUAAAAGGGUUUGAACAUGAACGUCCUUUCAUUGCCUGCCUGCAAACAAGUACCACCCCUAGGGAAUUUCCGAGGGGGGCUCAACGUGGAGUCUUUCUUCUCCAGGAAAGAUAAGGUGGUGUUCGUAAUGGGAGCAACCGGCACUGGCAAGUCCCGCCUGGCAAUCGACCUAGCCACCUGUUUUGAUCCAGCUGAGAUUGUAAAUUCAGACAAAAUGCAAGUUUAUAAAGGCCUCGACAUAGUAACUAACAAAGUCACUGAAGAGGAGUGUCGUGGAGUCCCGCACCAUUUGCUAGGCAUAGUAGACCCAAACUCGAAUUUCACAUCAAUGGAUUUCCGUCACCAUGCAUCAGUCGCUGUUAAAUCCAUAGUCUCCAAAGGCAGCCUCCCAAUCAUCGCCGGCGGCUCCAAUUCGUACAUCGAGGCAUUGGUGAACCAUGAUCCUGAAUUUCAAUUAAGGUACGAAUGUUGCUUCCUGUGGGUAGAUGUGUCAUUGCCCGUGUUACACUCAUUUGUGGCCGAACGGGUUGAUAGGAUGGUGCAAGCAGGCAUGGUUGAUGAGGUUAAACAAAUGUUUGAUCCGAAAGCCGAUUAUUCCCGCGGGAUUAGACGUGCAAUUGGGGUCCCAGAGAUGGACCAAUAUUUCCGUGCUGAAUCAAUUCUUGAUGCCAAAAUUCGAGCGAGGUUGCUUGAGACAGCCAUUUCCAAGAUCAAGGAAAACACAUGCAUGCUAGCUUGUCGCCAAUUGGAAAAAAUCGACCGCCUUUAUAACCAAUGGAAGUGGAGAAUGCACCGGAUUGAUGCCACCGAAGUAUUCCUAAAGCGUGGCGAGGAGGCUGACGAGGCAUGGCACAGACUCGUGGCGGGACCAAGCACCAUGAUCGUGGACCAGUUCCUAUACGACGAUAAUCGUGUCGCCUCCAUUAUACCCUCCUCCGAUUCCACCGCCUCCACAUCAUCGGUCCCCUUAACCGCCGUAGCGGCGGCUACCCGUUAAAGGUAGGACACACGCAUGGAAUCUCCCACAUGCAAACGAUGAUUCCACAUGGCAGGCUGGCAUCUUACCUCUCUCUCUCUCUCUCUCUCUCUCUCUCUCUAUAUAUAUAUAUAUAU